Rhinolophus ferrumequinum (greater horseshoe bat) is the source of this 3999-nucleotide messenger RNA. RefSeq names its product family with sequence similarity 53 member A (gene FAM53A). The record is from RefSeq and is a predicted model, not a curated record. The coding region runs from base 2322 to 3464 and encodes 380 amino acids. Gene Ontology annotation, cellular component: nucleus. The transcript is spliced from 5 exons. Lineage: Eukaryota; Metazoa; Chordata; Mammalia; Chiroptera; Rhinolophidae. Gene Ontology annotation, biological process: protein import into nucleus.
AGGGAAUCCACGUGCCAACACCUUGACUAACGUCUGGUCUCCAGAACUGGUGACAGAUGGGUGUGUUUCAGGCCCCCGAGUGUGGUACUGUGAUGGCAGCCACCGGAAGCGAGAGCCCGGGGACUUAGCUGUAUAUGUUAGUAACACCCCAGCCACACGCAUCCUUCUCCUCGGAGAAGGUUAAGGUGUCACACUCGUGGGUCCCUUCUCCCCUGCCCAGCGCUCCAUCCUCAUGUCCUCGGCGUGCUGCGUGCUGCCCGGUGGAGCCCCCACUGUGUGCUUUUCCUGCGUGCACACUGAGCACACUCUGUUUCAUUUUUUAAAACUCCAUGACUUGUGACUGAGGGUGAGUGCUGCACACUGGACUCAGCCGAGCCCCCACUGAGAGGGACGUGGGUCCCCAGCGUUCACACCUGACGGAGGCGCAGCCGAAGGUCACAUCAGGAGAGCACGUGAGGUGGCCCAGCACUGGUAUCUGACCCCGGUGCUCAUGCAGGUGUCGGGAACAGUCCCCUCAAGUCCUUUCUCUGAUCCAGGAUCACGCUGCAUUAGGCUGUGGUUGUAGCGCCCUGCUCUUGUCUUUCGUGACCUUGGCACCGCUGAAGGAGGCGGACCAGCUGUUUGUACAGCUCACCUCCCUAGAUUCGUCGGUGUGUCCUCACGGGUACACUCAGGUCCUGCUCUCCUGGCAGGAAUGGGGCGCAGGUGGCAUGUGUCCUGCCCAGCACGGCACCCCGUGUCCGCUUGGCCUCUGACCGGCUGAGUGCGCUUUGAUCACUGGCUCGAGCUGGUGUCCGCCAGCCAAGUCUGUACAACGAUUGUGGUCCUUGGUGAUUAGCUGUGUGUCGUAUGGAGGCAGAUGCUUGAGACUGUGUAAAUACCCUGUUUCUCAUCGUACUUUCACCCCUCGACGUGUAGCAUUUAUUCAUGAUUCUCACCUGAACCGUUCGUUAUGGGGCGUUUGUCAAACAGUGACAUAAAAAAAAUCCGAUCACUCCAUCUACAUUUCUCAGUCGGCAUUCUGCCAAAAGGAAGACCUCCCCCUCCCUGUCUACGUAUUUUUCAGUUAUUUACGUCAGGGUGGACUCAUGGGGUCUCAGUUCAUCCUGUGGAGUCUAGCCCGCCCUCAUUAUGGACUGGCUGCCGUGGGAGCCCUGUCACCAUUCCCUGGGGGACAUGCUCCGGCCAUGUCUCGUCCUUCCCUGCCCCAGCCUGGAAAUCAAGUUUUGCUGUUGCUGCCGUAACUUGUGUGGUUGUACGUGCUGUGUGCCAGUAGGAGGCUCUGGUGGGGACUUGAGACACUGCGAGGGGUGGGCACAGGGCAGAGCUGCCCCUUCAUCCUGCAUUAGAGGGCAGUGCCAUGGCCUCUGCCCUCCGUCCUGGGCUGGUGGAAUAGCAACAGAAGUGGCACCUGUGGCACAUCAGGCUGAAGGGGCAUUCCCGUGAGGGAGGUGCUGAGUUAGGGCUCAGGGUGAACGUAUGUGGAAUGGCAGUGAGAAUUGGCCAAGUGGCAGAUGCCAUUCUGUGGUUCACCUGCUCCUGCCCCGGUGACUACCAGCAGUGCAGUUGUGGUGUGGCUGGUUCAGGUUCUGAACGCUCCUCUGGGGAGCUGGCUGGUCCUAGCCCACUGUACUCCUCUCUGGGCCUCGGGGUCCCCACCUGUGCUGGAGGCGAUGGCCGUCCCUACCCUGUGAGCACAGAGCUGCCAGAUGCUAGAGACCUAGUGGUAAGGCCCUGCGAUGCAGGUGAGUAAACGUGAGCAGGGCUGACGUGCACCCCUCCUGGCCUGGAAUAAGCCCCAGGGUAGCUCAUGGCAUCUGGGUCCCCUCGGCUCAGCGAGCCCCAUGCCCUGCUCCUGUGGCAGCCUCAGCUGUGCCCAUGUUUGCUGCAGCGCCUGCGUCCCCUAGAAGCUGGCCUCGGGCCCAGGGUUUAAAGCCACUUUGAGGUUGUCAGUUGACCUGUUGAGAGUGUGUGCACGUGUGUUUAAGAACGAAGGUGGGUGUGUAGUUCUGUUGACAUGUCAGCCUCUCUGGAAACGUCCCAUGGUUUUCUCCGGACUCCAGUCGGUAGGCGUUGCUAACAAGUUUCCCAGACACUGCUCUUUGCGUCUGGCAGCCGCUUUGCCGCCUGCGCCACUCCCGCCACGAUGGCUUGUGCUGCUCGGGCACACUGAGAUCUGGACGCCUGCCCCAGAGGCAUUUUGAGAUACGAAGCUGGGAGGAGGAGCUCUGGGAGAGGAAAUGCAGCCGUGAGGAUUAGCGCGGACCCAGCAGCGGCCCGGGCCCGCUGAGCCCGAUGGUCCGGAACCGCAGUGGCCACUGAUGCGGAGCGAGGACUUCAGGCCCCCGACCAUGGUCACGCUCAUCACCGAGAAGCUGCAGAAUCAGAGCCUGGAUGACCUCACCUGCAAGAGCUGUGGGGCCAACCCGUAUUCUGCCGAGAAACUGAGCAAAAGUGGCCAUUUGUUCCCUUUUGAGACCAACGAAGACAGGUGCCUUUGGAAGGUCGUAAGUGGAGGAUGGCCCGUCGGAAGCCAGGCAGCCAUGGGCCCUGCUUUCCCCUUCCUGUCAAGCCCCUGCGGGCCGAGCACAGGCCUGGGAGCGGUCAGCGCCAUGGACCUCAGGGACAGCUUAGGGCAGCCCUUGGCACCGCCCACCAAGCGACACUGCCGGUCUCUGUCGGAGCCGGACGAGCUGGCCCGCUGCUGGUCCCCAUGGCACCCUGGCGGCUCCAAGGUCUGGACUCUGGUCUCCAAGAGGCGAUGCCACAGUGGCGGGAGUGCCAGCUUGCCAGGCACCACCGGGUCGCCGGGCAGAACCUUCCCUGUGGCUGGCCCCACUUUACCUCUAGCGCCCCGGCCGGCCUCGGCCAGUAGUGGCUUUGUGGAUGGCAGUGGGGGCAGCUCAGGCCCUCCCUGGUGUCCCGUGGGGCCCUGGGUGCUGUCCUCGCGGCGCCGCCUGUCGUUGUCACAGGAGCGCCUUGCGGAUGUGGGCACCCCGCCGUGCAUGCCUGAGCCCGGCCGGCGGCUAGGCCUGGCCCGGAGCCACUCACAGCCCUGCGUGCUCCUCGGGAAGAAGAGCUGGCGAAAGCGCCGGCGAGAGGACGACGCCCGAUGGCCGCGCCCGUCCUUGGACUUCCUGAAGAUGACACGGACUUUAAAAAAUUCAAAAAGCCUUUGCUCCCUUGAUUAUGAAGAUGACGAGGAUGACACCGGUGCGAAGACAUCCGUGUCCUCCCCACGUGACCCUCGCGACCUCACGGGCCUCUGCAUCCCUGGCUCCAGCCCCCUGAGCGCGUGUCCCGGCUCCCGUCCCGCCAGUCCUAGCCUGUGGGCCUCUCGGGAGCCCGCAGCCAGCGAGGGCAGGAGCGCUGGGGCCCCCAGUGACUGGGACAGCUCUGGGGAGGAGACCACCUUCCCUCUGGACCACGGCGAGCUGGACCUGGAGCAGAUCGAGAGCAACUGACCGCUGGGCAGGGGGCGUCCCGGGCAGAGGCCGUGGCUGCCAGUGUGUCCUCGGAUGUGUCCUCGGGGCACAGACGGAAACCAGGUGACGUGCUAUUUUAAACAUUAGCUGUGAUUUUGGUUCAGUCUUUCCUAAAGAAGUAUUUUGCAUUUUGAUGGCUUUUACAGUUCUGGGGAAAGCGUCUCUAUUUUGAAAUAAAUUUUCAGAAGAGUAUUUGUUAACCGGAAGUCUGCGUCCGGACCCCAGUGCAGGUUGGUCUCUGUAAACGCCUGCUGUGAAGGGCGCUGUGCGUCGUUUAGCUUCUCGGAACGAGACCUCGGGCACCGGUGGUCCGGGCCCUCCGCGCACCCUGUCAUCGCGUGUGCUGAACUGCCAGCCGACCGCCCUGUUCUCCCGCCUGCUGUUUGGAGCAGGCCUGAGCUGCGGGGACUGCCGGCUGCGGUCGGUGCUCUGUGUCCUCGAGGGCGCAGGGCCAUGAGGACAGUGGUUCUGGAAGCACCUGGUCUGUGGCUUCAAUAAAGGCCUUAGCUUUGCA